GACGUCACCCCUCCUCGUCUUGACAGCUCGCUCCUGCAGUAACGACUCAGUCAACGAGGAGGAGAGAAAGGAUCCGGUCUACUCACCUCACCACUAACACCGCCUGUUUCUCUCACCGUCGGUUCCCCUCUGUAUUAGGAGUUACCAAUAUCACAUCUAAAGACAAGGCACUCGGAAACAAGCCCCGUAUUUGUUGUUAUUCCCGACUGGACGCACCAGCUGGCUCAUGUUAGCUGUUUCCUGGUUGGAGCGGCAGCCAUUUUGGAUUUGUACCGAGGAGCAGCAGCUAGCUAGCCGGCCGUAGUUCUUCUGUGAGCAGUAAGAGCUAGCCACCGCUUUCUUCAAGAGACGGAUACACUAAAUAACAAGUCAAAAUGAAUCCUGAAUAUGACUAUUUAUUCAAGCUGCUCCUGAUUGGUGACUCUGGUGUUGGAAAGUCUUGCCUUCUCCUCCGAUUUGCAGAUGACACAUACACAGAAAGUUACAUUAGCACUAUCGGAGUGGACUUCAAAAUACGAACCAUAGAACUAGAUGGAAAGACCAUUAAACUUCAGAUCUGGGACACGGCGGGUCAGGAGAGGUUUCGUACAAUCACAUCCAGCUACUACAGAGGUGCUCAUGGUAUCAUUGUAGUGUACGAUGUCACAGACCAGGAGUCCUUCAACAAUGUCAAACAGUGGCUACAGGAAAUCGACCGCUAUGCCAGUGAAAAUGUCAACAAGCUAUUGGUGGGGAACAAAUGUGACCUGACAACAAAGAAGGUGGUGGAUUACACAACAGCAAAGGAGUUUGCAGACUCUCUGGGCAUCCCUUUCUUGGAAACCAGCGCCAAGAACGCGACCAAUGUGGAGCAGGCCUUCAUGACCAUGGCUGCUGAAAUCAAGAAGAGGAUGGGUCCCGGGGCCACAGCCGGAGGAGGGGAUAAGCCCAACGUGAAGCUGACCCCCGGCACUACUGUCAAGCCUUCAUCAGGAGGAUGCUGCUGAGAGAGAAACCACUUCCACUUCAAUCCCUCUUAACCCUCUUUACUCUGCCGGCCUCUCAGCCCGGCCGUUAUCCCCUUCAAACUCCACUGUGUCCAAGCAAAGCCCCACCACAAUCAAACAGGACAGGGAAGACAUGAUUCACCACAUGUCUGUGUGACAACAAGAUGAAGUUGCCUGUAUUUGUACUGUACAGAAUAUAGCCGCACUACCAAAAACAAAUAAAGCAUCCUUCUUGUCAUACUGUCCUGUUAUCGAUGACAAAUUCUUCACGUAGACCAUCAUCCCAAGCCCCGACACCCCAUCCCCCCCAAUCUCAGACCUCUCAGAGAGGACGCUUUGAUUUGGCUCUCUGACUGCAGGUCCAUGAGAACUCUCUGUGUGUGUGUGUGUGAGUGUGUGUGUGUUUGGAUGUGUGUAUUUCUCUGCAUUCCUCCUGUGGGGUUGGUAAUGAAUCAGUUUCAUUAAGGUUUCUGUUUGUACGGGCUCUUUCUGUUCCUCUUCUCCUCCAGUGAUUCUUUUGCCGUGUGUGUCUGUCGCUCUGCCCCGUUUGAAGCUGUUCUUUUUUAAAUUUGUUCUCAUCCCUGUGUCUCACAGUCCAGCAUCAAAGUCAAGUGCAACUGUAUAUGUACAUAGACAUUAUGUAUAUAUUCUGUCACAUCUGAUUUGCCAGUUCUCUAGUGUUCAGUACGUCAUCAUCGGGAUAGUCUUGACUCUUUAUCUUUGCAUUCAAAUUGUGGCUGAAGACAACUGUAAGUUUGUUGCUCAACAUGUAACACUUCAACUGAAAAUAAAUAUUGUACUACCAGACUGUAUGAAAUGGGAGGACCUGUCUGCCAUUCUUGGUGAGAUGUGUAGAAAAACCUGUUGGAAUUAUUUAUUCUACAUUCAUUUGGCAAAUCUACUGCCGGUUAAAAAGGUCUGUUUGCAAAUUGCUGUGUAAUCUCAGUAUAGAACUGCAUAUAUAAAAUACAAUGUUCUCUUGUUUUCAUAAUAAAGGCAACUGAAUUCAGUUUGAAAGGAACUCA
Notolabrus celidotus (New Zealand spotty) is the source of this 2011-nucleotide messenger RNA. Its product is annotated as ras-related protein ORAB-1-like. The record is from RefSeq and is a predicted model, not a curated record. Bases 375 to 986 code for a protein of 203 amino acids. Lineage: Eukaryota; Metazoa; Chordata; Actinopteri; Labriformes; Labridae. Gene Ontology annotation, molecular function: GTP binding; GTPase activity. The transcript is spliced from 6 exons.